Molecule: messenger RNA, 3702 nt
Organism: Anguilla rostrata (American eel)
Lineage: Eukaryota; Metazoa; Chordata; Actinopteri; Anguilliformes; Anguillidae
Product: mucin-2-like
Exons: 14
Coding region: 699-3287 (862 amino acids)
Source: RefSeq, a predicted model, not a curated record
CAACAGUUACAACAAGUAGGAGUCCAUUUUCCACAUCCACAACGGCAUCAACCACAACAAGACCCCCGCCACCAGAGCCAGCCUUGUCACUGGAGUUCCACAUAGUGGAGGACUUUAAUGAGGAUCUGAAGAAUCCCUCUUCAGAGAACUUCAAGGCCUUGGCGAAGGAAGUAACGACACAGUUGGAUAAGAUUUAUUCCCAGAAAUAUGGGAAGGGAUUCAAUCGCACCAAAGUCAACGGCUUCAGGAAAGGAUCAAUUGUGGUGGACACUUCCCUAGUGUUCAACAAUUUCAGUGUCGUACCAAACACCAGCGAUGUGACCCAAACCCUCAAAGAAGCCACGUUCUCCAACACCUCUGGUUUCAGUCUCCAAGUAAACAUCUCCACCAUUACAACCACAAUCCCGACACAAACUUCACCGACUACAACAAGCACUCCCACAACAAAAUCUGACAAAAACACAUUUACUCCACCUUUACCUCAAAGUCUUCACACAGUGAACACAACCUCUGUGUCACUAGAAUUAAUAUCAACACCGCAAACAGACACACAGACAGCAAACCCUGACCCGACAUCUUUUAAAACAACUAUUGCUACAACUUCCCUAAUUAGCAGUAACACACCACUUGUAACAACCACUACACAUAAUGUUACAAACACACAGCCUGGCAGCCUGACGGUGGUGACUGAGGUUACUAUGACAACAGGGACGGAAGCCCAAACUACAACGAUAAAUGGAGAACCCAUUAAAGCUGCAACUGAGAUUACUAAAACAACAGAAACUGAAGCCCCAACUACAACCAUGACUGGUACCCCCACUACAACUGUGACUGAGGUUACUAUGACAAGAGGAACUAAAUCCCCACCUACAACCAUGACUGGUGCCCCCACUACAGCUGUGACUGAAGUUACUUUGACCACAGAAACAGUAACCCCAACUACAACUGCCACUGGUGCCCCCACUACAGCUGUGACUGAAGUUGCUUUCAGAACAGAAACUGAAGCCCCAACUACAAUCCUGACUGGCACCAGUACUUCAACCUUGACUGAGGUUACUUUGACCACAGACACUAAUAGCCCAGCUACAUCCAUGACUGGUGCCCCUACUACAACUGUAACUGAGGUUACUAUGACAACAGGAACGGAAUCCCCAACAACAAUCUUGACUGAGGCCCCUGCUACAACUGUAACUGAGGUUAUUUUGACCACGGACAGAGUUGCCCCAUUUUCAACUCUCACUGAUGCCUCCACUAAAACUGUUACUGAGGUUGCUAUGAUAACAGGCACUGAAGGCCCAACCACAGCCAUGAGUGGUGCCCUCACUGCAGUGGUGACUGAGGUCACUUUGACAACAGAAACUGUAGCCCCCAAUAUAUCUCUGACUGAGGUUACUAUGACAACAGGAACUAAACCCCCAACUGCAACUCUCACUAGUGCCCCCACAGCACAGACAGUGAACCCUGACCCGACAUCUCUUAAAACAACUGUUGCAAUAACUUCCCUAAUUAGCAGUAACACACCACUCGUAACAACCACUACACAUAAUUCUGCAUUCACACAGCCUGGCAGCCUGACAGUACCACAAACAGAAGCACUCACAACGAUUCCUGCAUUUACACAACCCAGCACAAACGCAACUCAGACAGUAAGCAUGACAACAGAAUCUGUAAACACACAAAGCGACAAAACAACAGUGCCCCCCAGUAAGACUACAGUUCCACAGUUUAAUAUAAAGACAACACAGACAACACAGAAUACAUCAACUGUCAACACUGACAAUUCAACUGAAAUUGCCACAACUGCAACCACAGGAAACAAAAAUAACACAACUGCAAUGCCUACAGUCAAACAUACAGCUACACAACCAAACACUGCCACAUUACACCCAACUGUCAUUGCCACAACCACACGUACACAACUGGGCACUGUCCCAGCAGCCACAACUAAGGUUCCAGCUGCCACACCCAUCACUGGUGUAGAACCAUUCUCAAGUACGACCACUCAGCACAGCUCAAGUCUUCAUGAGCUUACUCAAAGUACAGCUCCUCAGCCCAGCACUGUGGCAGUCAACCAGAACACAACAAAAGUAACUUCCGCUGCUGCAAAUUCGCAAAUCAGAACUGUUCUGUUGCGAUUCAGUCUACGGGACGAAUUCACGAGUGAACUCUUAGAUCAAAAUUCAGAAAAGUACCGGCAGUUGGAGAAGCACGUGACUACUGAGAUCAACAAAAUAUUUUUAAAGAAAUUUGUCAAAUCGUUUUUUGGAUCAAUGGUUAAAGGAUUCAGAAAAGGCUCAGUGAUAACAGAUGUGGAUUUGCUGUUCAAAGAAGAAGCGAGUCAGGAUGAGCUAGUCAGUUCAUCUGAAGUAAAGAAAGUCCUGCAAAAUGCUACAUUCGCCGACAGCCAUUUUUUUUUAAACAUCAUGCCAGCUUCUAUACAGGCUUUCGAGGAAACCUUGGUGCUGGUAAAUCUCACUCUGGUUCAGUCCUUUUCAUUGUCACUCAAUGACUCCCUGUCUUCAUAUCACAUUGAGACUAGCAAUGCGCUCUACCAGUGGCUUGGAGAGGUGUUUUCUAAAUACUAUGGGAACAAGAGCCUGUCAUCGACUGUGAAGUUCAGAAACAUUGAUGGUUUGGUGGGUGCUACCAUAGAGUUUAAAUAUAAUGCAGAGCAGAAGACACCAGAUGAUGUUCUAACAGCUGCUGUUCUGAGCUCCCAGGGCCCCUUCCUCCACCUGAAGCAUUUCCUGUCAGUCAAUGGUUUUCAGGCCCCGGUGGAUGUUUUCCCCCUGUCCCUGAGGAUCACAAGCCUGCAUUUUGCAGAGGAGCUGGCCGAUCGGGGGUCGCACCUCUUCCAGCUCUACAGCACGUUCAUCCGCACAUCUGUAAUAAAGCUUUAUAAAGACAUAAAAGGAUUUUCUGGUGUCCACGUGACUAAAAUGACUUCAGGUUCUGUGGUGGCUGAACUGGCAGUGAUCUUUGAGAAGACUGGGAUCUCUUCUGCCACGGUGUCUCAGAUUUUGCGGGCUGGUUUGCCUCAGCUUGAAUUCGAAGGCCUUACCGUAGACCCAUCCUCCCUGUCGAAUGAGGCCGGGCCUACGCCAUCUCCCAGGCCAUUCCCAGAAUACGCUGUGGCCAUCAUUGUCAUGUGUGGCCUUCUCAUCCUUCUUCUCCCUGUAGCUGUGGUGGUCGGGUGUAAAACGGGAAUGUGGAGGAAGUUGAAGAGGUCUCUAUCGUUAUCUAACUCCCAGCAUUACAAUAUUUCUCCAGUUCACAAUAGUGUCUGACAGCAUACUGGGCUCUGUGUCAUGGUAAGGCUCUCUCUGUCUCUAUCUCACACAUUCAACAGACAACACACCCACACACCCACCCACACAUGCACACAUGCCUGCACACACACUCACACAACACACCCACCCACACACACACGCACGCACACACACACCCUGAUACACACACCCACUCACCCGCAUGCACCCAUGCACGCACACACAUAUUUUAACACUGUCAUUCAUGUCCGCAUACACAAGUAACAUCAAAGGACAUAAACAGUAGAGACAAACAGUACAGAAAAAUGAUGGACACUUGCAGGCUCAUUAGGGGUAUAGGUAGUGGCAUUGCCUCCAAAUAUGGGGGCUUCCUAUUAUUGCUGACAGACUCAAACACACACACCUAUAUAUGUGUUAGAAAUCAACAUGACAU